This is a messenger RNA of Prunus dulcis (almond), 941 nucleotides long. RefSeq names its product metalloendoproteinase 3-MMP-like. The transcript has a single exon. Gene Ontology annotation, biological process: collagen catabolic process; proteolysis; extracellular matrix organization. The record is from RefSeq and is a predicted model, not a curated record. NCBI's taxonomy places the organism in Eukaryota, Viridiplantae, Streptophyta, Magnoliopsida, Rosales, Rosaceae. Gene Ontology annotation, cellular component: extracellular matrix. Bases 12 to 941 code for a protein of 309 amino acids. Gene Ontology annotation, molecular function: zinc ion binding; metalloendopeptidase activity.
CCAAAUAUACAAUGGCAUCAUCAAAAACUUCGACUCUUUCUCUAUUCGCAAUCACUACUUUUCUCUUCAUCCUCCUUUCUCUCCUCUCCUACGCAAAAGCAUCAGAAACCCACCACAAAAAAACAUCAUCGCCAUUUGAGUUCCUUGACCAUCUCAAGGGGUGUCACAAGGGUGACAAAGUUCAAGGCAUCCAAGACCUCAAAAAAUACCUUGAAAAGUUUGGUUACUUGAAUGUCCAUACCAACAAUGAUGACUACUUUGAUGACGAACUGGAGUCGGCCAUCAAAACUUACCAAAUCAAUUACCACCUCAAGGUCACCGGAACAUUAGAUGCGAAAACCGUAAAAAAAAUGGAGAUGCCUCGAUGUGGUGUGCCGGAUAUCAUCAACGGUACCACCUCCAUGAGAUCAGGAAAGAAAAGGGGAGGACAUGGUUCAACUCACACAGUUGGUCAUUACGCUUUCUUCCAAGGAAACCCAAAAUGGCCUGCCAAUAAGUAUCACCUCACCUAUGGUUUUCUUCAAGGCACCCCAUCUGAGGCUGUGGGCGCAGUUGCACGUGCUUUUGCAACAUGGCAGGGCAACACACACUUCACGUUCAGCCAAGCCCAACGCAUUGAGAGCGCUGAUCUGAAGAUCGGUUUUGGAAGGCGUGAUCAUGGAGAUGGACACCCGUUUGAUGGGCCGCAGGGGACCGCUGCACAUGCAUUUGCGCCAACAGAUGGGAGAUUUCACUACGAUGCUGAUGAGACGUGGGUUGUGGGUGCUGUGCCUGGUGGUUUGGACUUGGAGACUGUGGCUUUGCAUGAAAUUGGGCACCUUCUUGGGCUUGGCCAUAGCUCUGUUCCAGGAGCUGUCAUGCUUCCUGAAGUCCGCACUGGAUUUACCCAGAGCUUGCAUGCGGAUGAUAUUCAAGGAAUUAAAGCUUUAUACAACACUUGA